This is a messenger RNA of Oppiella nova, 316 nucleotides long. The record is from the annotation of a GenBank genome assembly. NCBI's taxonomy places the organism in Eukaryota, Metazoa, Arthropoda, Arachnida, Sarcoptiformes, Oppiidae.
UAUACCUCAACAGCACAGUUACCAUCAGGCCAUGGCUAUGAUGGCUAACCCGUGGCUUAUGAGGGCUCACCCAUUGGCAGCUAUGAAUAGAUUUCACGGUAUGCCAUUCGACGGCGCCUUCCUACUGCCCCCAUUCCGUAAGCCUAAACGGGUACGUACGGCAUUUAGCCCUGGUCAACUACUCAAACUGGAACAGGCGUUUGAGAAAAAUCAUUACGUGGUGGGCAGUGAACGCAAACAACUGGCCACUGGGUUAGGCCUAUCGGAAACCCAAGUGAAGGUGUGGUUCCAGAAUCGGCGUACGAAACACAAGCGC